Molecule: messenger RNA, 375 nt
Organism: Penicillium concentricum
Lineage: Eukaryota; Fungi; Ascomycota; Eurotiomycetes; Eurotiales; Aspergillaceae
Gene: aspf8
Product: ribosomal P2 domain-containing protein
Exons: 4
Coding region: 1-375 (124 amino acids)
Biological process (GO): cytoplasmic translational elongation
Cellular component (GO): cytosolic large ribosomal subunit; ribosome
Molecular function (GO): structural constituent of ribosome
Source: RefSeq, a predicted model, not a curated record
AUGAAAGGGUCACGUGAUAAUAAUCACAAACGUCCUUUCAAAAUGAAGUAUCUCGCUGCCUACCUCCUCCUCGCCCUUGCCGGCAACGAGGCUCCCUCCACCGCCGAUAUCAAGGCUGUCCUCUCCUCCGUCGGCAUCGACGCUGAGGGUGACCGUCUCGAGAAGGUCAUCUCCGAGCUCCAGGGCAAGGACCUCCAGCAGCUGAUUGCUGAGGGCUCUACCAAGCUCGCUUCCGUUCCCUCCGGCGGUGCUGGUGGCGCUGCCGCCCCUGCCGCUGCCGCUGCCGGUGGUGCUGCCGCCGCUCCCGCUGAGGAGAAGGUCGAGGAGAAGGAGGAGGAGUCCGAUGAGGAUAUGGGCUUCGGUCUCUUCGAUUAA